This is a messenger RNA of Candidozyma haemuli, 1095 nucleotides long. RefSeq lists its product as uncharacterized. NCBI's taxonomy places the organism in Eukaryota, Fungi, Ascomycota, Pichiomycetes, Serinales, Metschnikowiaceae. The coding region runs from base 1 to 1095 and encodes 364 amino acids. The transcript has a single exon. The record is from RefSeq and is a predicted model, not a curated record.
AUGUCUUUCCGUGCUCUUGCUUCCGCUCCAGCUACUGCCUUAACCAACGCUAGAGCCGUUGCUCAACGUACGCAUACCCGUUUUAUUCAAUCUAUUUAUAGGAGAUUCCAAGAAGUCUCCAGUAGUCUUGGAUCCUGGUUCAGGCCAGAAUCCUUUUUAUCCUUAGAUGGAUUAAUUGUUCCCCGUUUGCUGCAUCCAGCCGGGUUACAGUUCAUGAGACAGGCAGAAAUGAUGUUCCUCAUGCCGGGUUUUAACAUUGACGAAACCCUGUUUACAUCUACUACUGAUCUUGAUGAACAAAGAGCACCUUCUGUUCCGGUUCAGGAAACAUCCAAGAACGUCAAGGAACCUGCUCAGAGCCUUGAGCUUCUUACUUGGGAAGAGCCAGAAGUUCCAAAGACUGACGUGGCUUCAGAAUGGCAGACUGUCAAGCCCAGACGUCAAAAGAGGAAGGUCGAAGGCUCGCCUUUGCCCAGUCCUACAAUUAUUCCCAGCACGCUUCAGAAGUUGACAAAGAAGCAGAAUAUUAAGCAGCAGAAGAUGAAGCAACAGGUGGACAAGUUGGAAGAGCCGGAGGAUCCAAUUGUCGAUACCAGCAAUCGCAAGAUGGUGAACAUCUAUGACUGUCUUCUGAAGUUGACCAUGGAGGAGGAAAUGAAGGUGGAGGAGGAGGAAAAGAAGAUGAAGGAGGAGGAGGAGAAGAUGAAGAUGAAGGAGGAGGAAGAGAAGAAGAUGAAGGAGGAGGAGGAGAAGAAGAGGAAGGUGGAGGAGGAGAAGAUGAAGAUGAAGGAGGAAGAGAAGAAGAUGAAGGAAGAUGAGGAGAAGAAGAAGAUGAAGGAGGAGGAAGUCAAGGUGGAGGAGAAGGUGAAGCAAAAGAAGAAGAAGAAGAAGAAUGUUGAGAAGUUUGUUGAGUUGGAAGAGCCUAUCUUCGACACUAGAAAGCAGAAGAAGUUGACGAAGCAGGAGAAGAUGAAGCAACAGAAGAUGAAGCAGAUGAUGGAGAAGCUUAAGGAGUCGGAAGAGGAGGAGGAGGAUCUGAUUUUCGACACCAGUAACCGUAAGAAGGUGAACAUCUUCGAAUGUCUUCUGGUUUGA